Oncorhynchus mykiss (rainbow trout) is the source of this 6733-nucleotide messenger RNA. The record is from RefSeq and is a predicted model, not a curated record. Lineage: Eukaryota; Metazoa; Chordata; Actinopteri; Salmoniformes; Salmonidae.
GCAGCGGUAAUAUACAGGCUAAUAUAGGUAAUUGUGAACAAGUGUUUGGAUGCCUCUGACGGUGCAAGGAGGAGUGGCCUUGGUCAAAACCAUGGCAAUGAAUGAAUAUGGGUGAGAGUGAGUCACGAGAGCGGAUUGGGGGGUAAGCACAGAGGGGUUUAGAUCAGCGGGAGAAAUGUGAUGUGUGUCAGGCUGCCAGAAAGUGACGGCUUGCAGUCAUACCUUCAGUGUCUGGACUGCGCGACUGGGUUGUCCCUGCCCCGGCCUCCCGAGUGCCCCCCUGCAGCAGUACCCCGUGGCGUUGGCAAGGCCAGGAGAGAUGGGGCGCAAGCUGGACCUGUCGGGCUUGACAGACAAUGAGGCAGAGCACGUGCUGAAGGUGGUGCAGAGGGACAUGAAGCUGAGGAAGAAGGAGGAGGACAGGCUCAGUGAGAUGAAGCAGGAGCUGGCGGAGGAAGGCAGCAGAUGCUCCGUCCUCUCCAAGCAGCCCCGCUUCAACGAGCGCUGCUGCAUCCGCUGCUGCUCUCCCUUCACCUUCCUGGUCAACCCCAAGCGCCCGUGUCUGGACUGCCAGUACAACGUCUGCAAGUCCUGCCGCACCUACAGCAAGCUGGAGAAAGCCUGGCUCUGCGCCGCCUGCCAGAAGACCAGGAUAUUGAGGACCCAGUCUCUGGAAUGGUACUAUAACAACUUGAAGAGCCGCUUCAAGAGGUUCGGCAGUGCCAAGGUUCUGAAGACGCUCUACAGGAAUCACAUAGUGGAGAGAGGAGGCAACUCAGAUCUACCAGAAAGCAGUGUUCACGACGGAAGCAAUGGCAACGAUGGCAGCGUGUGUGGCAGUGACUCCACCUUCUACAGGCAGAGUGAAGGACACAGCAUGGCAGAGACCCUCACUGUUGCCCUGCGUGUUGCUGAGGAGGCCAUAGAGGAAGCCAUCGCCAAGGCAGAGGAGUUUACUGACAGCUUGGAGAAGCAGAAUGAGGCUCGCUACCUACGGGACCACAAAGAGGAGCUUAUAGAGGAACUUGCCACGACCAUCGUACAAAAAGUACGUUUAGAGUCUGGUGUGGAGUUUUCGGUCACAUCUAACAUUGCCCUCUCUCUCUCGCUCUUGCUCCACUCCUCUCCUUUCCUCUCCCAGAUCAUCCAGAGGAGGAAGCGUUCAGAGAUGCAGACAGAGUAUGACUUUGUUUGGCCCCAGAGCCAGGGCCAGCCCCAGGGCAGUGAGAUGUCCUCCCCCAGCCAGCCCCCUCACAGCACCCUGGCCCAGGCCAACCAGGCCCACCUCAAGAGUUCCUAUUCCCUCUGGAGGUCGCGGUCUGCGUUCUCCCUGACCAGUGACGAUUCUCCAGAGAAGAACACCGAGGCACUAGUAGGGGCGGGGGGAGUUGGAGGGGUACAGGACUACGCCUCUCUGAAGAAGGAGACCGCCAGGGCCUCCUCACUGCCCAGCUGGAAGAGUGUGGACCGCCUAGACAACUCCAGUGCGUCCUCGGUGCUGCAGAGCCCGGACGGUAACUGGAUCGCUCUGCAGAGCUCUCAGCACUCCCGUCCCAGCCUGCUGACCAAGAGAAAGUCUCUGGUGUUCAGCGUCCUGGAGAAAGAGUCCGACGUGGUCUCGGCCUACGACGAGAUGGGCCCCGAAUCCGACCAGGAGGACGACAAGGGGGGCUGGGGGGCCGCGCUGCGCCAGUUUCAACGGAAACUCUCCGACGAGACGUACUACACGGACUCCCAGCACGACCCUGAGUGGACGUACACCCCGGUCCACCUCCCGGUCACAUCGCCCUCCUCGGGCCAGUACACCAACACCGAGACCCUCAACUCUGACUCAGAGUGUUCCUCUGUACCCCCCACCCAACCCGGCAAACCCCUCCAGAACGUAAUGAAGAAGACAGGCCCUAACCAGGACCCGUAUCUUCAUCCCCAGCAAGCUCAGUACCACCAUCAUCAGCAUCAACACCAGAAACUCCCUUUGUACUCGCUCCACCCGGAGGCGCUGGAUGUGAACUUUAACCCCAAGGUGACUGGGGACAGUGGGCAAAGCAACCACGUCAGGAGGUCGCGGAGACGCAGGAAGAGCAAGAGGGAGCUGGCGGGGAACCAGGCCCACGCACAGACACACACACAACCCCUUUAUUCGUCAUCUGCACAGGAGAACAGUUUCCUGCUGAACGCCCUGCUGAAGAGUGGCAUGAGUGAGGAGAUGCCUGGGCCUGACGUGGGGCCCGUGCCCGAGACCUCCUCUGCGGUCAUGACCCUCGAGCCCAAGAACCAGGAUACUGUGGCCCCUAACUCUGCGGCCCCCAGCUCCCUUAACUGCAUGGCCCCUGCCCCUGGCCCCCUGUCCCCCAGCAGCUCUGGGCCCGGCUCGGGAGACACACUGGAGCAGAAGCUCUACUCCAAACUGGGCCAGCUGGUUGGACGAGCCAGCAGCGAGGAAGUAGCAAGCUCGUCCGAGGAUGAGCCAAUCAAAAGUCCCGUAAAGAGAGACAGAGAAGGUGACAGACAGAAAGAGAAGCUGAGGCAGAUUGAGAGAGAGCGAGAUCCCCAGAGACAGAGUGAGAGACAGAGCGGUAAAAGUAGGGAUAGGACGAAGCGAGAGACGUUUGAGUCAGUGAACGGGCCGGAACUGAAAAAGAGAGAGCGACUAAGGGAAGGUCUGACAUUGAGACAGGAGGAGAGAGUGAAGGAGAGGAGGUUGGAGAGAGGAGGAAAGAGUUUGGAAGAGAAAGUAGAUGGCAGGGAAAAUAAGACAGUGGAGAAGAACAGGCAAAGUAAGAGACUACAGAGGAAAGAGGUGGACAGAGAGACUGAAAGAAAGGGGGAAGAAGUGGAAGACCGAAACGAAAAGACAGGAUCCACGCCCUCCUCGCCUGCAAUUACCCCAUCUAUCCAGGAAGGGAUGCUGUGUGACGGACAGAAUGGGGUGGAACUACAGCAGAGGCUACAGUUGCUCUCCUCUCUCUUACAGCAGAAGUACUCGGCCGCAUCGCUGUGCAGUAUCACCACAGAGGUACUGAAGGUGCUCAACGCCACAGAGGAACUGAUUGGUGAGGCGGGGGGCGAUAGUGUCACCCCAUCUGAGUGCAUGAGCGCGUCUGAGUCCUUCCUCAGCAACUUAGAGACCAGGAAGCUGGACCAGAAACUCACCAAGAUGGAGGAAAACGUGUACAUGGCUGCGGGGGCGGUGUACAGCCUGGAGGGGGCACUGGGGGACCUGGAGAAGGUGGCCCGAGGCAUCAGCAGUGGCACCUCAGACAGAGACCUGGCCUUCCUGGAGGACCAGGUGGCCACUGCUGCCGCCCAGGUGCAGCAGUCUGAGCUCCAGGUAUCAGACAUCGAGGAGAGGAUAUUAUCUCUAAAAACAGCUGGACUGAAUGUCACCGCCUGCAAUCGUUUCUCCAACUUCUCCAAGCCAAAACCUACGCCUCAAACCCUUGACACAUCACGCCAACAGAGGAGAAAACUACCUGCCCCUCCGGUCAAAGAUAAGGAGUCUGAGCAGCAGGUAACAGCACUUCAUCCGUAGCGACAGACAGAAAGCACAAAGAGUCCCUCAGGGGCCCCGCGGGGUCUCUCCACUCCAGUGCCUUGAUCCAGCGUCUGCCUUGGGCUAUGCAGGGGCCAACACCUGCCCUGUGCACCCCACCCAGCGCUCUCCUCAGCCAGGCACGGCCCCAUCCAGUCACCCCAUGAAUAUCUCCAGACCCCCUUCCCUGCCUCCCCGAGCCCAGGACCGACUCAUUCAACCCCUGUCCCAACCUACUCCAUCAGACCCCUGGGCCUCAUUCACUGUAAUUACCACACCACAACGCCCACAACAGGGUGGUUUGAUAGACGACGUGUCUCUGCCUUAAAAUCAGCGAACGAACACUCCUCGCCGAGACAACUCACUGUCCUACUGUCAAAAGAAGACCUAACUUCAAAGUCCUUGUACAGAAAAUAAGAAAACCUCGUCAGUCUUUUUUUUUUCUAACUGUUUGCAAGGGUGUUGUAGGUGUUUGAAGAUGUGAAAAACCAUGUGAAAACUUCUGUGAUGAAUGUCCCAAAAGAGGCUGAACCAUGUUUUAUAUUACUUGUUGUUUCUCUCACUGAUGAAAUGUCACGAUGAAUUGCCGAGCACCUACAGAACCUGUUCAAUGUUGUUGUUGUAUUAUCAUUUCUGUGUACAGACUCAAACGUAAUCAUUUCCUUGAACUAGCAGACAACAAUCCUCAUUCACGACGCUCUGGUCUGACGCGUUUUCGAAUUUUAGAUGAGAGGUUCACUUUAAAAAACAUCUGGCGUCCUCUCCUGUUCCUUUAAUUAAUCAUUUACAUGAAGGUAACAGGUAAACACACCUCAAUCUUUUCACGGGGGCGAUUUUGAGACGAGCUCGUUACUCUAGCGCGUAGUUACCGUGUUUAGAGAAAGAUUCACUACAUUGCUCGGCCCACACAAUGACAGUUUAUGUCAUGUCUGUUUUAUAAGGCCAAAAUAACCGGUUGUGAGACUUUGGCAUCUGUCUCCGGAGAGACCCAAGGCCAAAAUAAUGCAAGGCAAAAUAUUUAGUUACAUGAACAAAUAAUGAAACGUUUAUCACACAAAUGGUCUACCUAUUAUAUAAAGUAUAUGUAAAGCAUUUAUGAACUGAAAGAAAUCCCGACAUUAGAAUAAAUGGACACGUUUCUUAACAAAAACAUCUCUGUAUGACAUCUUCUCCGUUCUGUCUUUUUUUUAAAUGAAUAUAAUUCAUUCUAUAGCUAGAGGACUCCUGAUAUCUCCAGGAGUGAUACAUAAAAUGUGUGUCUUUAUCUGUUGUCUAGUACUGUCUUUUUGCUAGCUAGGGCCAUCUACUUGAUAUCUGUCUUCCCAGUAGCAUACUUGGGUGUGUGAACUGCUGACUGUUCAUAACUUGCAGAUGAUGGUUGACACAUUAACUAGGAUUAAAGGACAGGGCGAUUUGUGCGUGAACUAAUAAUCACACUCUGAUUUAUUUUCCUACUAGCACUGACAUUUCUGAUAGCUACUUUAUUGAGGAAAAAUAUAUGUACUAUGACUGAGAUAUUUGGCUGUCCCAACUAGCUAUCUGAAGAUCAAUGCACUUAACUGUAGGUCUCUCUGGAUAAGAGCGUCUACUAAAUGACAAAAACGUCAAAUGUAUUUUUUUGCUUGUUAUUUUUAUGUUUCAUUUGUUUCAGCUUUGUGGCCUUUAUUUGGCAUACAUUUUGAUUUCUCUCCUGUGCUCUAUGGCUCCAAAAAUUCAUUGUACGUUGUGUUAAAUAUCUUGUAAAGAUUUAUACAUAAUGAAGCCUACUGGGCUUUAUGACAAAAUGCCAUGAAAAGCAUGAUUUUAUUUUUGUACUUUUGAAGAUUGAUUAUUACGCAGUUCUUUUCACUAAAACAAAGUGGGCGGAAACCGGCCUAGGCUUUAUUCUCCUCCUCUGAAAGGUUUUUCUCAUCAGUUAAGUCUGAAACCGUGUCAUGUUUCCUUCUUCAAAGUGCUUUACAUGUAUGCCUGCAUUAAUUGUCGGAAAAUGUGUGAUUUUAAUGGGGAUGAUGGUAUUCAUAUUCAUGAUAACGUGGGAGAUGUGAUAAAUAGCAGUUGAUGCAGUGUCUGGUAUUACUCCAAUGACCAUGGGGAGAGUCUGGAAUGCCAGGCCUGUUUUUUAUCAGCGUCUCAGAGUAGGAGUGCUGAUCUAGGAUCAGGCUUUCCCUGUCCAUGUAACCAUAUUCAUUGUGAUCUACAACACAAAAUGGAUCCUAGAUCAGCACUUCUACUCUUGAGAUACUCUGAGAGGCCCUGGUCUUUAUAUUGAAAAUAUUAGAUAGUAUAUUAAUAUAGAGGAGAUGAAAUACAGUGUUGAGGGAUUCUGUUCCUUAGUAAUUACAGGUAAAAUAGCAUGACGUUUGCGCUGGUUCAGGUUGUUACGUGCAGCUUGACCUUUCUUCAAGCCGCACCUAUCAGGUGGGGGUCCUGUUGUGGCUCAGUUGGUAGAGCAUGACACUUGCAAUGCUAGGGUUGUGGGUUCAAUUCCCACGGGGGACCAGUAUGAAGUUGCUCUGGAUAAGAGCGUCUAAUAAACGACAAUAAGAAUAAUAUGUAACGCCCUGUACCGGAGCUAGUGACACAGGUUAUUCCCAUACCUAUGGACUUCUGUUAUAUUUAUAUUAUAUUUGAACACUGUCCACUGGUAAGUCCUUCCAUCCAUCCUAUGAUCCCAUUUUGCAGGUUAUGCAUAUUGUUUCCUGUAUGUCGUCGUUGUUCCUGGAUGUGUGUUGUGUAUCAACGCAUGUUUCUGGUUUUAAAUAGAUGUACAAAAUUCGAGAAGCACAGCCAAGGGGUUCAUUAUUAUCAAUGUCCUGUAUUUUUCUAUUGUAAAAAAAUAUAUUUUAUCUCACCUCCUAAGUUGUUUAUAUAUAUAUAAAUAUAUAUAUAUAUAUAUCCAUAUAUAUGUAAAAAAAUAAUAAUAAAUGGAUAUGACAUAAGAUAAUUGCCCAAUCAUAAACUUUAUCCUUCUGUGUUGUCUGUGGGAGGCAGCCAGCUGUCUAUGUUCCUAGGCCGCAGUGAAGUUCACUUUGCACACCUCUGAUGGACUAUUCACUCACAUGCGCAAUCGUUUGUUGCAGUCCAUAUCAUGUGUCGGGGAAAAAAUAUUAAGACGCAAAAAAUACAGAUUCUCUAUGUGCCAAAUUGCUCUGAUUGAGAAAAAGUGUAAUACUGACUGAAUAAAGUUUGCACCUGAAUGAC